AUGGAUCGAGAACAUGACCGAUUGCCAAGGCCGAGGCCAAGGUAUGAAUCAUUGGCAGAGGCCAAGGGUUAUUGUGAUAUAUUUGCGAACGGGGGUUUAGAAGAAAGCACAAAUGCAGUGAUCCUCUCGUCCUUUCCCACUCCGCCGCCGGUGGCCCCAUCGUUUCCAACUUCUCCAGGCACCGAUCGGCCCGCUUCACCCCAUAUCGAGAAUCUUCCUCUGUUCGGCGACAUCACCAUCCUCGAACGGCAGUCAUUCUCCUCCGCAAGCUAUCGAUCUGUUCCAUGGCCUUCGAUUUCUUCGACAUCAUCAAGUUCUCCGGCAAGAUGGCGGCAAAGCGCGAAGCCCUCCUCGAGCUCGUCGAUUUCAUCCACCACCUCUCCGAGUCUGCAGGAAGUGCUUAUCCAUACACCAAAAUCUUCCGCGAAGAAGAUCCAUUUCUCGAUCCCACCUGUCCUCAUCUACAGAUCGUGUUACGUCUUCUUCUCCGACAUUGAUGCCAAAAUCGCGAAAUGGUAUAUUGAUCAGAACGCGAAUAUAUCAAGACAAUUCUGCAUCGCAUCUAGGGAAAAUUCAUGUUGCAUCGUCACUUCAGUAGAAAGGCUUAGUAACAGUUUCUACAGGUUUUUUUUCGAGACGCAGAGGUCCAGUGGGAUUCUACAAGUUCUUUUCUUGAGGGAGCUUGAGGAGGUUCUGGAGGCCACUCAGGCUGCGGAGUUUUAGGGCUACAUGAUUUCUCUGUUUAAGCAGAUUGAAGCAGCCCUCAUUUUCAGAAUGCCAGCUACAGAAUAUAGAGAUAGAAGCCAAAGCUAAGAACCUGGAAGAGCAGAGGCAAAUGGCUUGGAGAAAAUUGGAAGCUGUAGUAGCAGCCAACGCUGCAGCUGAAGAUAUGAUUUUAUUGUGUUAGAAUGAUUUAAAUUCUUUUUUUCCCCCCCUAAAGAUGGGAUUGUUUGAAGUUUAAAAUGUAUGUGGUGGUCAGUUGAUUGUAUAGUCUAUUUGAUUUAUUUUGAAAUUAAUUUAAUGUAUAGUUAAUCAAUUAAAUUUUAUAUUAUAUUUAUCACAAAAGAAUUCAAUCAGUA
Molecule: messenger RNA, 1079 nt
Organism: Dendrobium catenatum
Lineage: Eukaryota; Viridiplantae; Streptophyta; Magnoliopsida; Asparagales; Orchidaceae
Exons: 3
Coding region: 1-723 (240 amino acids)
Source: RefSeq, a predicted model, not a curated record